Messenger RNA from Toxorhynchites rutilus septentrionalis, 4991 nucleotides. Its product is annotated as non-lysosomal glucosylceramidase. The record is from RefSeq and is a predicted model, not a curated record. Gene Ontology annotation, cellular component: membrane. Gene Ontology annotation, molecular function: glucosylceramidase activity; beta-glucosidase activity. The transcript is spliced from 8 exons. NCBI's taxonomy places the organism in Eukaryota, Metazoa, Arthropoda, Insecta, Diptera, Culicidae. Gene Ontology annotation, biological process: glucosylceramide catabolic process; carbohydrate metabolic process. Bases 309 to 2972 code for a protein of 887 amino acids.
GCCAGCAGUCAGUCUCCGGAGAAGUGCUGUCGUGUGCGGUUGUUUUGGCUACGAAGGUACUUGUCGGGCGCAAACAAAGGUUUGGACUGAAAAAAAGUUGCAAAUAUCUAUGGAAGAGUGUGUAAAACAUUGCUGCAUCGAGUGAGCCUUAACUCGCCGGGAUAUUUUAAUCAGCUCAAGGUACUGUGGGUGGGUGUGUUGUUUAUCGGUAGAGUUGGGAAAAGCAAGUCUUGCUGUUUUGUUUAUUAAUAGAUCCAGUGGUACUCAUUGAAUAAAGGAAUUGAAGAGGUGCUUAAUUGUGCGAAAACAUGGAUGGUGAUAGUGCUCAAUCGUUUUGUGAAUUUAAACAACAAGUGUCAGCUGUGCCCCAAUACGGUGUAAAAGUAAAAUUCAAUCAUGUGUUCCCGGAGACUAGGAACCAAAACCUGAAGCCAUCGUUCCGCCAAAUAUGGCCCAUCAUCCCGUUAGCCCUAAGAUAUAUCCCGUACUACUGGAAGGUGUCACGCGAAAACCGCCAGGUACUGAUGGACUACUGGUACACCCAGAACGGCAAGCAGAUUUACGGAGCCCCGAUCGGGGGCAUUGGCGCCGGCACGAUUGGGCGUGGAUUCGCCGGCGAGUUCUGCCGGUUCCAGCUCAAGCCGGGCCUGUACGAGUAUAACACUGUGCACGCGAACCAAUUCAUCGUCACCAUUAAGGACGAGAACAAUGUAACCAUUUUCCAGAGUUUGCUUUCCUCGUACAGCCGACCUAAGAGCCCGCUGGGCAGCUGGGAGAGCAACAUAAAUUCGUCGAAGUGCAACUACACUGCACUCUAUCCGCGAGCCUGGUCAGAGUAUGAUCUCAGCGAUUACGGCAUCAAGCUGGUCCAGCGCCAGAUUUCUCCCAUCAUUCCCCAUGACUACAAGGAAAGUUCUCUGCCGGCGGCGGUUUUCGUUUGGACGGUGGAAAACGUCUGCGGUAAGGAUCGGCAGGUAACGAUCACAUUCACGUUCAAAAAUGGAACCGGUAAUAAGAAGCAGGACGCAGAAGGAAACUGCGAAACGGCCUCAUUCGACCACGGUGCCGCCAAAGGAGUCAGUAUUAAGCAAUCGAUCGUAGAUAUGCAGUGUACCUAUUGCAUCAGUUGUAAGUCCUCGUCGGAGAUUAAUUUGACACGAUGCGAAAAGUUCGAUCCAACCACGAAUGGUGAAAAGCUUUGGAACGAUUUGAAGGAAAAUGGAAACCUCACAGAGAAGUCAUUCGACGAGAACAUAAAAGGUAAGGAUGUAGCAGUUGCUGUGAGCGCACAAAUUCUAGUACAAUCAGAAAGAAGCUCCGAGCUGGAAUUUUCUCUAGUCUGGGAUAUGCCAAAGAUUCAUUUUGCUAAGCGAGUGAAAGAGUACUACAAAUACUAUACCAAAUAUUUUGGAAAAAGUGGAGAUGCUGGGCCAUCGAUUUCGGAUUACGCCCUACAAAACUAUGGAAAAUGGGAGGUGCUAAUAGACGAAUGGCAACGGCCUAUUUUAAAUGAUAGUGAUCUACCGGACUGGUACAAAAGUGCUAUAUUCAAUGAACUAUACUUCAUCGCCGAUGGAGGCAGUGUGUGGCUCACCACUGACGAAGCUGAUCUUCCGUACGAUGAUCCCAGAUUGGCAUAUGGAAGAUUUGCAUACUUAGAAGGUCACGAGUAUCGUAUGUAUAACACGUAUGACGUUCACUUCUAUGCAUCCCAUGCGCUGGCAAGUUUGUGGCCUAAUCUGCAAGUCAGUUUACAAUAUGAUUAUAAGGAUGCUAUAUAUCACGAGAUUGCCGAAGGACGAAAGCAUCUGUAUGAUGGGAAAAUAACACCAAGAAAGGUCGGUCACUCCGUUCCUCAUGAUUUGGGCGAUCCAGAUGAGGAACCGUUCGAACUGAUCAACGCAUACCCGAUACACGAUGUGUCCGAGUGGAGAGAUUUGAAUACCAAGUUCAUCCUUCAGGUCUACCGGGAUUAUUACACGCUCAGUCAUUACGCACACCUCAAUGCGGAGAACGCGAGCAAAUUCAGCUCGAUUGAGUUUAUCGACAAGGAAAGUACGUACGAGAUGUACAUUCAGGACAACCGGAACAGGGUUUCCCCGGAGGAGAAAGCACAAAACCGAAAAUCGGCCUCGAUGUACAUCAACGAAUCCAACGGGAAGGUGUACCUGAUGGACGCUAUGGCCUAUCUGAAAAGUAUGUAUCCGGCCUGCAAGUUGGUGCUGGAGAAGACACUCGAGUGGGACACGGACGGUGACGGUUUGAUCGAGAACAGUAAAUCACCCGACCAGACAUACGACACGUGGGUUAUGGACGGGCCGAGUGCUUACUGUGGAGGUCUUUGGCUGGCCAGCCUUCACUGUAUAUCGGUGAUGGCGAAUUUGCUCGACCAAUCGGAGGAUUGUGUCAAGUAUCAGGAAAUUUUGGAGAAAGGUAAGGCGUCAUUCGAGGAGAAACUGUGGAAUGGAUCAUACUAUAAAUUCGACGCACAAAGUACUUCGAAAAAUUCCAUUAUGUCGGAUCAAUUAUGUGGCCAUUGGUACCUGCGUUGUUGUGGUUUCGAUUACGACAUAUUGCCAAAGGAAAACGUUCGAACAGCACUCAAAACGAUAUUCGAUAACAAUGUGAUGGGCUUUUGCGGUGGGAAUAUGGGGGCAGUCAAUGGGUACACCCCCAGUAACCUACCGAACAAAGAUGGUCGACCGGAUAUUUCAACACUGCAGGGGGAAGAAGUUUGGACCGGUGUAACUUAUGCUCUGGCUUCGACGAUGAUUCACGAAGGGAUGUUUACUGAAGCGUUUCAAACUGCCGGAGGACUUUACCAAACACUUUCAGAAAAAAUUGGUAUGAAUUUUGAAACUCCAGAAGCGCUCUAUGCUGAACGGCACUACCGGGCUAUCGGUUACAUGCGACCCCUCAGUAUUUGGUCCAUGCAGACUGCCUGGGAGCAGAAGAAGUUACAUAGGGACUAAAUAUACUACAUUCAUAUGAAUUUGUGCAAUAAAUGUUAGGUUUGUGUUCGAAGUGAAUGACGAUACUCAAAUGUCAUUAUAUGUUGUGAUAAGCAUCAAAUUAUUGUUUAUAGAGUAAGCAGAAGUGCAAUUUUUUAAACAUAUUUACCUAUCCCAUAAAAAUUUUUGACUAGUACUACAUAGUGUUUCCAAGUGCUUUUGAGAUCUUAAUUGCUUCCGCUAUCUCGAACUAAAUUUAAAAUCUGGAUGAAGUUCUACUUAUUCUAAUCUUAAUUACAACUUUUCUAUUAUUGAACAUUCUGCCAUUGAAUAUGCUGCGGUCUACAGAUACAUUUAACACAAAAGUACAAUUUUAAUUUUAACUGAAAAAAGUAAACAGAGUAACACAACAUGUUUCAACAGCAGUCACUAUCGCUCUCGGAUAACUAAUUUCGAAAUUGAAAAAUGCGAAUUGAGAAGUUCCAACAUGUGAAGGGGAUCAGUAGUAACGAGCUUAAUUGCAAAAUGUGUUCAAGUUAAUGAUACUAAGCUUCGUAUGCUUAUGAAUUUAUGAUAAUACGAUAACAGCAAAAAUGGUACGAUCAUGUGAUGCUGCUACAAAAAUCAAAUAAAAUAAUGGGAAAAUACAAGUCAGGUGAUUCGGCUUCCGUGACCGAAUGAUCCCGUGGCCGAGUGGUUAGCGUCAUAACUAACAUGCCGGGUGUUCGGGUUCGAUUCCCGUUCUGGUCGGGAGAAUUUUUCGUCAAAGAAAUUUCCUCCGACUUGCACUGUGAUCACGCGUAUUCUAGAGCUUGCCACUCAGAAUGCAUUCAAGGCGUGUUAUUUGGCAUAGAAAUCUCAACUAAGUACUAAUAAAAAUGACGCAAGUAAUACUACGUUGAGACGGCGAAGUUCCUCUAGGAACGUUAGUGCCAUUGAAGAAGAAGAAGACCGAAUGAUUAGCGGCCUCAGUGCUUAUCCUACAUAACGUGUUCAACCCCCGUUCGGAACGAGUGAUUUUUCUCGUCAAUAGAAAUUCUAUCGACUUAUAAACACAUAUCUUCAAGUCGACAAAAAUACAAUCACACAUACCACUCAAAUCAAUGCCUAUUAUUCGGCAUCGAAACUUCAAUCAAAUACUGAGGGAAUGACGAAGUUCCUGUAUGGAACGUAAGUGUAAUUGAAGAGGACGAUAAAGCGUUUUAUUGAAAGCAGUUGUAAAACAUAGCUGUAUUAUGCGUGUAAUGCUUCUAUCACUGAUAAAUUGUGUGACGAACCAGCCAAAAGUGUUGAAAGUCACUAUAAUACAGAAAGAAAAAAAACUGAUAAAUUGCGUGCUACUUUAAUCAUAAACUGUAUUCGAAAACAAGGCAAGGCUUAACAUUCAAAAAUAUUUCAAAUUUUAAUCAAUAGAGGGUUCGUUCAAAACCAGCCAAAAGUGUUGAAAGUCACUAUAAUACAGAAAGAAAAAAAAACUGAUAAAUUGCGUGCUACUUUAAUCAUAAACUGUAUUUGAAAACAAGGCAAGGCUUAACAUUCAAAAAUAUUUCAAAUUUCAAUCAAUAGAGGGUUCGUUCAAAACGUAACGCAAUAUAUUUCAUGUAUUCAUAUCUAUUUACACAAAGUAUUGAGUAUUUCACUGAAAUUGAUUAUUUUGAAUGUAUUUUUGAUAAUUCCACAAAUGCGGUCUACACCUUGUGGUGCUAAAAAAUUCACAACAAUGUUGAAUGAAUAAUAUACGUUCAAAUAUAUAUUCUAUUACGAGACGCCAGAGGUAUUUAUUAUCGUUAGAUUUAAAAGCAAUGAGCUUUCUGUUAGACAGUAUAACGAGCUAUAUAUUUCCGGUUUUCACAAACAGUUGCGGAUCUAAAAUUUUCAAGUAACAACGUUUCCACAAAUUUGUAGUUGCAUAUGCGGAAUAUAAAUUCAUCGUAGCUCGACUAGCGAAAACGGCCUGUCAGAAUUGUCUGUACAAAAUAAAAUGUAUGCAAAAACAAAUCGCAGCGCUAUCAUUUGAGUGUAAUAAACAUUAAUGGAUAA